Messenger RNA from Salmo salar (Atlantic salmon), 13001 nucleotides. The record is from RefSeq and is a predicted model, not a curated record. NCBI's taxonomy places the organism in Eukaryota, Metazoa, Chordata, Actinopteri, Salmoniformes, Salmonidae.
CUGUCUGCUAGUUAGUGUUGCCUGUUGUUGCAUCACCUCAUACCUCCCUCCGUACAUGGCAGAUAGUCUUUGUGCUACCGGAGAGAGAGAGAGAGAAAGGGGGAACUCCGUAGCCAUGCAGUGUGAACCUUUUGCACCUGGUAUUCCAUUUCUGUCAUCAGUAACAAGAGCCACCAUGGAAAUCGAGGCACCGACAGCAUCGAUGGAUCCCAAGUUAAAGGACGGUCUAGUCGUCCGUGCUGGCGAAACGUUUGUAAUCGGAGCGGAUAUUCUGGGGACGCCACUCCCCAGAGUCAAGUGGUUAAAAGACGGGAAAGAAAUUGAUAAAACUUCCCCGAGAAUGGAGGUCGUAAAAACGUUUGAACGCACCGUUCUAACAGUUCUAGAUUGCAUCAGAAUAGAUGGUGGACAGUUCGUCCUGAGUCUCAGCAAUGUGGCUGGAAAGAAAGACAUACCUGUCAAUGUUAAAGUUCUCGAUAGACCUGGUCCACCUGACGGUCCAAUGAAGAUAACCGGUGUGACUGCAGAGAAAGCCACGCUUCACUGGAGUCAUCCGUUACAAGAUGGCGGUGCCAGUGUUUCCCAUUACAUCAUUGAAAAAAGGGUAACCAACCGCGUGUCAUGGACUGUAGUCGAACCGGAAACCCAAGCAGUCAGCUACAAAGUGACUAAACUUGUACCUGGCACUGAGUACAUCUUCAGAGUUAAAGCGGUGAAUAGGUUUGGCACUGGUGAACCUCUUGAAUCAGACCCGGUUACUGCAUGUUGUCCGUUCAAGCCGCCCAGCGCUCCUUCCACACCUGAAGCAAGUGCUAUAACAAGCGACUCAAUGGUCCUUACAUGGAAUCGACCAGAAAACGACGGUGGUUCAGAAAUAGAUGGCUAUAUCGUUGAAAAACGUGAUAAAGACGGUGUUAGAUGGACAAAGUGUAACAAGAGAAGACUUAACGAUAUCCGGUUCAGAUGCACCGGACUCACCGAGGGACAUUCCUAUGAGUUCAGAGUAUCUGCUGAGAAUUCUGCUGGUCUCGGAGUGCCAAGUGAGCCAACAGGAUAUAUCAAAGCUUGUGACCCUUUAUAUCCACCAGGUCCUCCUUACAACCCUAGAGUGACAGACCAUUCAACCACAACCGUGUCUAUCUCAUGGACGAAACCCAUCUAUGAUGGUGGAGCAGCCAUCAAAGGAUACGUUGUUGAGAUGAAGGAAGUAACGGAGGAAGAGUGGACAACCUGUACACCACCAACUGGUGUAGAAGAAACACACUUCACGGUGAAAACACUGAAGGAAAAUCGAGAAUAUAACUUCCACAUCUGUGCGAUUAACACUGAAGGAGUUGGGGAACCAGCUGAUGUCCCAGGGACUGUAGUUACAUCCGAAAGACUUGAGGCCCCUGAGAUUGAACUAGAUUCAGACCUUAGGAAAAUGGUGUCAGUUCGGGCGUGUUCAACACUACGUCUGUUUGUCCCAUUCAGUGGAAGACCUGAACCUGUAGUCAAGUGGUCCAAGAUGGAAGGACCUCUUACUGAGCGUGCACACAUUGAGGUCACAAGCACCUACACAGUCCUUGUCAUCCACACUGUCAACAGACUCGACACUGGCAAGUAUGCUUUGACUCUUGAGAACGUCGGCGGUAUGAAGUCUGCUUUCAUUAACGUCACAGUGUUGGAUUCACCAAGUGCCCCUGAGCACUUUGAAGUCAAGGACAUCACCAGAGAUUCUGUAUCACUAUCCUGGGAGCCUCCACUGAUUGACGGCGGAGCUGAGAUCACACAUUACAUCGUGGAGAAAAGAGAAGCUCAAAGACGGGCUUUUACCAGUGUUUCAGAUAACUGUGGAAGAAAUAGAAUGAAGAUCGACAACCUUAUAGAAGGGGGACUUUACUAUUUCCGUGUACUAGCUGUUAAUGAGCUCGGUGUGGGUUUGCCAGCAGAAACACCAGAACCAAUCAAGGUAUCACAAGCUCCUUUGCCUCCUGGUAAAGUUACCGUUGUAGAUGUUACUCACGACAGCGUGAGUCUGUCAUGGGAAAAGCCUGACGAUGACGGUGGUAACAGAAUCAAAUGCUACGUAGUGGAAAUGCAAACCAAGAGCGAUGACAAAUGGACUGUGUGUUCUGAGAUAAGGGGAUUGAGAUCAACUAUUGAUGGGCUCUUAACAGGUGAGGAAUAUUCAUUUAGGAUUAGUGCAGUCAAUGAAACAGGCAAGAGUGAACCCAAGCUACUGGCAGAGGCUGUCGUAGUAAACGACGACACAAUGGAACCUAUCAUAGAUCUAAUGUGCAACUCAUUCAGUGUCAAGGCAGGAGACGAUCUGAAAAUCGAUGUUCCAUUUAGAGGCAGAACUGAACCUGAGGUUUCAUGGAAGAAAGAUGGUGUUGAAUUGAAGGAGACAACCAAGGUUAGCUUUCUUACAUCUAAUAACUCAUCAAAAAUCACUAUCAGAAACACAACGCGGGAGGAAUCGGGGAACUAUGAGAUCACCUUAACCAACACAGUUGGUAGAAAAUCAGCCAUAAUAGCUGUUACCAUCUUGGAUAAACCUGGCCCUCCUGGUGCAAUCAAGGUAGAUGAAGUCAACGCUGACUAUAUUUCACUGUCUUGGGAUCCCCCACUCUACGAUGGAGGAUGUCCAAUCAGCAACUACGUAGUAGAGAAGAGAGAUACUACCACUACAACAUGGAAGACUGUUUCAGCCACAGUUGCCAGAACAUCUAUUAAAGUUCCUCGUUUGACACAAGGCACUGAAUAUCAGUUCCGUAUUGCAGCUGAAAACCGCUACGGCGUCAGCCGUGCUGUGGAGUCCGCUUCAGUUGUUGCACAGUACCCCUUCGAGACACCUGGUCCUCCCACUACCCUCCAUGUUGCUCAAGCUACAAAGUCCUUCAUGUUGGUUACGUGGAAUGAACCGGCCAGUGACGGUGGAAGUCCAAUCAUCGGCUAUCACCUGGAAAUGAAGGACUAUAGCAGUAUUCGCUGGACAAAGACUAACAGAGGACGUCUCAUUGCUGAAACAGAAUUUAAAGUGAAUGGCGUUGAGGAAAGCUUGCAGUAUGAAUUCCGUGUUUCUGCUGAGAAUAUCGCUGGCGUUGGACCGUACAGCAAAGCCACUGAGCCUAUAGCUGCGAGAGAUCCAUGUGAUCCUCCUGCUAACCUUACAGUUACGGACAUCACAAGGACUUCAAUUUCUCUUACUUGGUCCAAGCCGGAGAAUGACGGUGGAGCCAAGGUGACUGGAUACAUUGUUGAACACAGGGAACUGCCAGAUGGUUGUUGGUUGAAGUGCAAUUUCACCAAUCUCCAGGAAACUUGCUAUGACAUCGAAGGCCUUACGGAGGAUAUUCAAUAUGACUUCCGUGUCAUUGCAAAGAACUCUGCUGGAGUACUCAGUGAGCCAUCACAAUGUACAGGUGGCAUCACAGUCAAGGAUAACGUGGUUCUACCUCGUAUUGUCUUGGAUAACAAGUAUAAGAAAUUAGUCAUUGUCAAAGCUGGAGAUGUUUUGAGAAUCGAUGCAGAUAUUUCUGGGUGCCCACGUCCAGUCAUUUCAUGGUCAAAGGAUGGUGAAAGGAUUGAGGUCAAGGCAAGAAUAGAGAUCACUUCAACACACGCUACCACCACAUUACUAGUCAGAGACACUAUUCGAAGAGACUCGGGUCAGUACACUGUAACAGUGCAGAACGUUGCUGGUACAAGAUCCCUGUCUGUAAACUGUAAGGUUCUUGACCGCCCUGGACCAUCCACUGGGCCAUUGGAUGUGACUGGUCUGACCGCAGAGAAAUGCACUUUGACCUGGGGACCACCUCAAGAAAAUGGUGGUGCAGAAAUCAUACGCUAUAUAGUUGAGAAAUGUGAAACCAGUCGUGUCACCUGGACUUCAGUAUAUGAAGACGUGAAGGCUACAACAUGCAAGGUCACCAGUCUGCGUAAAGGAAAUGAAUACAUCUUCAGAGUAAAGGCAGUGAAUGAAUAUGGAGAAGGCGAAGCCUUGGAGAGUGAGCCAACCAAGGCCACAGAUCCAUUCACUGUCCCCGCUGCACCAACAGAUGUUGAAAUCACCUGUGUAACAAGUGAGACGAUGACAAUCUGCUGGAAAAGACCUGAGUCCGAUGGAGGAAGCAGCAUUUCUGGCUAUGUUAUUGAAAAACGAGAGAAAUCUGGAUUGCGCUGGGUACAGGUGAACACAAAGCCUGUGAAUGACCUUAGGGUCAAGGCAUCCAAUCUCUGUGAGGGAUGUGAGUAUGAGUACAGAGUCUAUGCAGAAAAUGUUGCAGGCUUGAGUCCCCCAAGUAUUCCUUGCAAACUGACAAAAGCGGAGGAUCCACAAUUCCUGCCAUCACCACCAGCUAAACCCAAAGUCAUUGACUCAACCAAGACUUCUGUAACUCUUUCAUGGAAUAAGCCAUUGUUUGAUGGGGGAGCUGCUGUAACAGGAUACUGUGUUGAAUAUAAGAGAACAGAUGAAGAGGACUGGUGCGUCGGUGUUUCAAACACAGAGAACACUGAAUUCACUGUCGUUGGAUUGACAUCUGGAGCAGAAUAUGUAUUUGUUGUCAAAUCCAUCAACAAGAUUGGUGUCAGUGAGCCAAGCCUUCCUACUGAUCCACAAGCAGCUGAGGACAGAGAAGAGGAACCACAGUUUAAUAUCAGCAAUGAGAUGCGAAAGACUCUUCUUGUAAAGGACGGCAGUUCAUUCACCUUAACUGUGCCAUUCAGGGGCAAGCCUGUUCCUAACGUUAUGUGGGACAAGGCAGAUGUUGACCUGAGAGUUAGGGCCAGUAUUCAUACCACUGAUACCGUCACGUCUAUCACAGUGGAACAAGCAACAAGAGAUGACUCUGGAAAAUAUACAGUGACUUUACAAAACGUUGCUGGAAAAGUCACAUGUACAUUAAAUGUCAGGGUUCUUGACUCUCCUGGUCCACCGUGCCGUGUUGGGGUCAAGGAUGUUACUAAGAGCUCUGCAACAGUUGCCUGGGAUACCCCAGAAAACGAAGGUGGUGCUGCUGUCACCAACUACCUUGUUGAUAUUCGUGAGGUGAGCAACAAGGGAUGGACCAGAGUCACAGAUUCAUGUCCUCGUCUGACCUACAGAGUGUCAGACCUACAAGAGGGAGGAGUGUACUACUUCAGAGUCACUGGUGAAAACCAGUAUGGAAUCGGCUUGCCAGCUGAGACCAAACAUGGAGCAAUGAUUACAGACAAGAGUGACCCGAAGCCACUGGCCAAGCCAGUCAAGGACGACACAAUAGAACCCAUCAUAGAUCUAUUGAGCAACUCAUACAGUGUCAAGGCAGGAGACGACCUGAAGAUUGAUGUUCCGUUCAAGGGCAGACCUGAACCUGAGGUUUCAUGGAAGAAAGAUGGUGCUGAAUUGAAAGAGACAACAAGGGUUAGCUUUCUUACAUCUAAUAACUCAUCAAAAAUCACUAUCAGAAACACAACGCGGGAGGAAUCGGGGAACUAUGAGAUCACCUUAACCAACACAGUUGGUAGAAAAUCAGCCAUGAUAGCUGUUACCAUCUUGGAUAAACCUGGCCCUCCUGGUGCAAUCAAGGUAGAUGAAGUCAACGCUGACUAUAUUUCACUGUCUUGGGAUCCCCCACUCUACGAUGGAGGAUGUCCAAUCAGCAACUACGUAGUAGAGAAGAGAGAUACUACCAGUACAACAUGGAAGACUGUUUCAGCCACAGUUGCCAGAACAUCUAUUAAAGUUCCUCGUUUGACACAAGGCACUGAAUAUCAGUUCCGUAUUGCAGCUGAAAACCGCUACGGCGUCAGCCGUGCUGUAGAGUCCGCUUCAGUUGUUGCACAGUACCCCUUCGAGACACCUGGUCCUCCCACUACCCUCCAUGUUGCUCAAGCUACAAAGUCCUUCAUGUUGGUUACGUGGAAUGAACCGGCCAGUGACGGUGGAAGUCCAAUCAUCGGCUAUCACCUGGAAAUGAAGGACUAUAGCAGUAUUCGCUGGACAAAGACUAACAGAGGACGUCUCAUUGCUGAAACAGAAUUUAAAGUGAAUGGCGUUGAGGAAAGCUUGCAGUAUGAAUUCCGUGUUUCUGCUGAGAAUAUCGCUGGCGUUGGACCGUACAGCAAAGCCACUGAGCCUAUAGCUGCGAGAGAUCCAUGUGAUCCUCCUGCUAACCUUACAGUUACGGACAUCACAAGGACUUCAAUUUCUCUUACUUGGUCCAAGCCGGAGAAUGACGGUGGAGCCAAGGUGACUGGAUACAUUGUUGAACACAGGGAACUGCCAGAUGGUUGUUGGUUGAAGUGCAAUUUCACCAAUCUCCAGGAAACUUGCUAUGACAUCGAAGGCCUUACGGAGGAUAUUCAAUAUGACUUCCGUGUCAUUGCAAAGAACUCUGCUGGAGUACUCAGUGAGCCAUCACAAUGUACAGGUGGCAUCACAGUCAAGGAUAACGUGGUUCUACCUCGUAUUGUCUUGGAUAACAAGUAUAAGAAAUUAGUCAUUGUCAAAGCUGGAGAUGUUUUGAGAAUCGAUGCAGAUAUUUCUGGGUGCCCACGUCCAGUCAUUUCAUGGUCAAAGGAUGGUGAAAGGAUUGAGGUCAAGGCAAGAAUAGAGAUCACUUCAACACACGCUACCACCACAUUACUAGUCAGAGACACUAUUCGAAGAGACUCGGGUCAGUACACUGUAACAGUGCAGAACGUUGCUGGUACAAGAUCCCUGUCUGUAAACUGUAAGGUUCUUGACCGCCCUGGACCAUCCACUGGGCCAUUGGAUGUGACUGGUCUGACCGCAGAGAAAUGCACUUUGACCUGGGGACCACCUCAAGAAAAUGGUGGUGCAGAAAUUCUGCGCUAUAUAGUUGAGAAAUGUGAAACCAGUCGUGUCACCUGGACUUCAGUAUAUGAAGACGUGAAGGCUACAACAUGCAAGGUCACCAGUCUGCGUAAAGGAAAUGAAUACAUCUUCAGAGUAAAGGCAGUGAAUGAAUAUGGAGAAGGCGAAGCCUUGGAGAGUGAGCCAACCAAGGCCACAGAUCCAUUCACUGUCCCCGCUGCACCAACAGAUGUUGAAAUCACCUGUGUAACAAGUGAGACGAUGACAAUCUGCUGGAAAAGACCUGAGUCCGAUGGAGGAGGCAGCAUUUCUGGCUAUGUUAUUGAAAAACGAGAGAAAUCUGGAUUGCGCUGGGUACAGGUGAACACAAAGCCUGUGAAUGACCUUAGGGUCAAGGCAUCCAAUCUCUGUGAGGGAUGUGAGUAUGAGUACAGAGUCUAUGCAGAAAAUGUUGCAGGCUUGAGUCCCCCAAGUAUUCCUUGCAAACUGACAAAAGCGGAGGAUCCACAAUUCCUGCCAUCACCACCAGCUAAACCCAAAGUCAUUGACUCAACCAAGACUUCUGUAACUCUUUCAUGGAAUAAGCCAUUGUUUGAUGGGGGAGCUGCUGUAACAGGAUACUGUGUUGAAUAUAAGAGAACAGAUGAAGAGGACUGGUGCGUCGGUGUUUCAAACACAGAGAACACUGAAUUCACUGUCGUUGGAUUGACAUCUGGAGCAGAAUAUGUAUUUGUUGUCAAAUCCAUCAACAAGAUUGGUGUCAGUGAGCCAAGCCUUCCUACUGAUCCACAAGCAGCUGAGGACAGAGAAGAGGAACCACAGUUUAAUAUCAGCAAUGAGAUGCGAAAGACUCUUCUUGUAAAGGACGGCAGUUCAUUCACCUUAACUGUGCCAUUCAGGGGCAAGCCUGUUCCUAACGUUAUGUGGGACAAGGCAGAUGUUGACCUGAGAGUUAGGGCCAGUAUUCAUACCACUGAUACCGUCACGUCUAUCACAGUGGAACAAGCAACAAGAGAUGACUCUGGAAAAUAUACAGUGACUUUACAAAACGUUGCUGGAAAAGUCACAUGUACAUUAAAUGUCAGGGUUCUUGACUCUCCUGGUCCACCGUGCCGUGUUGGGGUCAAGGAUGUUACCAAGAGCUCUGCAACAGUUGCCUGGGAUACCCCAGAAAACGAAGGUGGUGCUGCUGUCACCAACUACCUUGUUGAUAUUCGUGAGGUGAGCAACAAGGGAUGGACCAGAGUCACAGAUUCAUGUCCUCGUCUGACCUACAGAGUGUCAGACCUACAAGAGGGAGGAGUGUACUACUUCAGAGUCACUGGUGAAAACCAGUAUGGAAUCGGCUUGCCAGCUGAGACCAAACAUGGAGCAAUGAUUACAGACAAGAGUGACCCGAAGCCACUGGCCAAGCCAGUAAAGGACGACACAAUAGAACCCAUCAUAGAUCUAUUGAGCAACUCAUACAGUGUCAAGGCAGGAGACGACCUGAAGAUUGAUGUUCCGUUCAAGGGCAGACCUGAACCUGAGGUUUCAUGGAAGAAAGAUGGUGUUGAAUUGAAGGAGACAACCAAGGUUAGCUUUCUUACAUCUAAUAACUCAUCAAAAAUCACUAUCAGAAACACAACGCGGGAGGAAUCGGGGAACUAUGAGAUCACCUUAACCAACACAGUUGGUAGAAAAUCAGCCAUAAUAGCUGUUACCAUCUUGGAUAAACCUGGCCCUCCUGGUGCAAUCAAGGUAGAUGAAGUCAACGCUGACUAUAUUUCACUGUCUUGGGAUCCCCCACUCUACGAUGGAGGAUGUCCAAUCAGCAACUACGUAGUAGAGAAGAGAGAUACUACCACUACAACAUGGAAGACUGUUUCAGCCACAGUUGCCAGAACAUCUAUUAAAGUUCCUCGUUUGACACAAGGCACUGAAUAUCAGUUCCGUAUUGCAGCUGAAAACCGCUACGGCGUCAGCCGUGCUGUGGAGUCCGCUUCAGUUGUUGCACAGUACCCCUUCGAGACACCUGGUCCUCCCACUACCCUCCAUGUUGCUCAAGCUACAAAGUCCUUCAUGUUGGUUACGUGGAAUGAACCGGCCAGUGAUGGUGGAAGUCCAAUCAUCGGCUAUCACCUGGAAAUGAAGGACUAUAGCAGUAUUCGCUGGACAAAGACUAAUAGAGGACGUCUCAUUGCUGAAACAGAAUUUAAAGUGAAUGGCGUUGAGGAAAGCUUGCAGUAUGAAUUCCGUGUUUCUGCUGAGAAUAUCGCUGGCGUUGGACCGUACAGCAAAGCCACUGAGCCUAUAGCUGCGAGAGAUCCAUGUGAUCCUCCUGCUAACCUUACAGUUACGGACAUCACAAGGACUUCAAUUUCUCUUACUUGGUCCAAGCCGGAGAAUGACGGUGGAGCCAAGGUGACUGGAUACAUUGUUGAACACAGGGAACUGCCAGAUGGUUGUUGGUUGAAGUGCAAUUUCACCAAUCUCCAGGAAACUUGCUAUGACAUCGAAGGCCUUACGGAGGAUAUUCAAUAUGACUUCCGUGUCAUUGCAAAGAACUCUGCUGGAGUACUCAGUGAGCCAUCACAAUGUACAGGUGGCAUCACAGUCAAGGAUAACGUGGUUCUACCUCGUAUUGUCUUGGAUAACAAGUAUAAGAAAUUAGUCAUUGUCAAAGCUGGAGAUGUUUUGAGAAUCGAUGCAGAUAUUUCUGGGUGCCCACGUCCAGUCAUUUCAUGGUCAAAGGAUGGUGAAAGGAUUGAGGUCAAGGCAAGAAUAGAGAUCACUUCAACACACGCUACCACCACAUUACUAGUCAGAGACACUAUUCGAAGAGACUCGGGUCAGUACACUGUAACAGUGCAGAACGUUGCUGGUACAAGAUCCCUGUCUGUAAACUGUAAGGUUCUUGACCGCCCUGGACCAUCCACUGGGCCAUUGGAUGUGACUGGUCUGACCGCAGAGAAAUGCACUUUGACCUGGGGACCACCUCAAGAAAAUGGUGGUGCAGAAAUCAUACGCUAUAUAGUUGAGAAAUGUGAAACCAGUCGUGUCACCUGGACUUCAGUAUAUGAAGACGUGAAGGCUACAACAUGCAAGGUCACCAGUCUGCGUAAAGGAAAUGAAUACAUCUUCAGAGUAAAGGCAGUGAAUGAAUAUGGAGAAGGCGAAGCCUUGGAGAGUGAGCCAACCAAGGCCACAGAUCCAUUCACUGUCCCCGCUGCACCAACAGAUGUUGAAAUCACCUGUGUAACAAGUGAGACGAUGACAAUCUGCUGGAAAAGACCUGAGUCCGAUGGAGGAAGCAGCAUUUCUGGCUAUGUUAUUGAAAAACGAGAGAAAUCUGGAUUGCGCUGGGUACAGGUGAACACAAAGCCUGUGAAUGACCUUAGGGUCAAGGCAUCCAAUCUCUGUGAGGGAUGUGAGUAUGAGUACAGAGUCUAUGCAGAAAAUGUUGCAGGCUUGAGUCCCCCAAGUAUUCCUUGCAAACUGACAAAAGCGGAGGAUCCACAAUUCCUGCCAUCACCACCAGCUAAACCCAAAGUCAUUGACUCAACCAAGACUUCUGUAACUCUUUCAUGGAAUAAGCCAUUGUUUGAUGGGGGAGCUGCUGUAACAGGAUACUGUGUUGAAUAUAAGAGAACAGAUGAAGAGGACUGGUGCGUCGGUGUUUCAAACACAGAGAACACUGAAUUCACUGUCGUUGGAUUGACAUCUGGAGCAGAAUAUGUAUUUGUUGUCAAAUCCAUCAACAAGAUUGGUGUCAGUGAGCCAAGCCUUCCUACUGAUCCACAAGCAGCUGAGGACAGAGAAGAGGAACCACAGUUUAAUAUCAGCAAUGAGAUGCGAAAGACUCUUCUUGUAAAGGACGGCAGUUCAUUCACCUUAACUGUGCCAUUCAGGGGCAAGCCUGUUCCUAACGUUAUGUGGGACAAGGCAGAUGUUGACCUGAGAGUUAGGGCCAGUAUUCAUACCACUGAUACCGUCACGUCUAUCACAGUGGAACAAGCAACAAGAGAUGACUCUGGAAAAUAUACAGUGACUUUACAAAACGUUGCUGGAAAAGUCACAUGUACAUUAAAUGUCAGGGUUCUUGACUCUCCUGGUCCACCGUGCCGUGUUGGGGUCAAGGAUGUUACCAAGAGCUCUGCAACAGUUGCCUGGGAUACCCCAGAAAACGAAGGUGGUGCUGCUGUCACCAACUACCUUGUUGAUAUUCGUGAGGUGAGCAACAAGGGAUGGACCAGAGUCACAGAUUCAUGUCCUCGUCUGACCUACAGAGUGUCAGACCUACAAGAGGGAGGAGUGUACUACUUCAGAGUCACUGGUGAAAACCAGUAUGGAAUCGGCUUGCCAGCUGAGACCAAAUAUGGAGCAAUGAUUACAGAAAAACCCAGCCCACCACAAACCAUCGAAGUCACCGAGAUCACCAAGGAAAGUGUGUCCCUGUCAUGGACCAAACCUGAGAAUGACGGCGGAAGCAGAAUCACCAGUUAUCGGGUCGACGCUCUCGAGAAGGGUCAGGAUAAAUGGGUGAAGUGUGGCGUCACCAAGACCGUCCACUUUGUGGUGUACGACCUGAAGGAAGCUACUCAGUACUUUUUCAGAGUUCGUGCUGAAAACCACGCUGGAUUCAGUGACCCUACUGAAAUGGCUCUCUCUGUGUUAGUUAAAGGGCAACUUGAACCUCCUGAGAUGAACAUGAACAAGUUCCCUGACAAUAUAGUCUACGUCAGAGCAGGAUCAAAUCUGAAAUGCCAGAUCCCACUUACCGGGAAACCUGCGCCAAAGAUUUCUCUUUCAAAGGACGAUGUUGUGUUGAAGUCAACGAUGAGAUUCAACUCUGAAGUAACUUCUGAAUAUCUUAUCAUCAGUCUUCGUGAGAGCACCGCUACUGAUUCGGGAAGGUACGACAUAUGUGCCUCCAACGCCAGCGGAGCUUCCAGGUCUUUUGUGACCAUUGUGGUCCUGGAUAGACCCAGCGCCCCAGUCGGUCCUAUUGGAAUGUCUGAAGUGACAGAGGACAGUGUGAGUCUGACUUGGCUUCCUCCUCGUUAUGACGGCGGAAGCCCCGUCACAAACUACAUAAUAAUGAAACGAGAAACGAGAAACGCCGACUGGACUGAAGUCUCCUCAGUCGUUGUGAAAUGCACAAUGAAAAUCAUGAAGCUCAUAACGGGACUGGAGUACCAGUUCAGGAUCAGGGCUGAAAAUCGCUACGGCAUCAGUGAGUACAUCGACUCUGCAACCGUCAAAGUGGAUCUUAACUACACCGUUCCCGAAGCUCCGUCACCUCCGAUCGUAACGUCUGUAACCGGAGAAAGCAUCACCGUCGCCUGGACGGAGCCGAACUGGAACGGAGGAAGACCAGUAGUCGGAUAUCAUCUUCAGAUGAAGGAUAAGAACAGCAUCCUGUGGCAGACGGUUAACAAAACCGUUAUCCGCGCCGCGCACUUCAAAGUGACGAACGUCAUCGUCGCUGGUCUCAUCUACGAGUUCAAGGUGGCAGCAGAAAACGCAGCUGGGUGCAGUCCCCUCAGCAAGAUCUCAGACGCUGUACUGGCGAUUGAUGCUUGCGAGCCUCCAACCAACGUCCGGAUCACUCACAUCAGAAAGUCUUCCAUCAGACUUGAAUGGUUGAAACCUUCUUACGACGGUGGUAGCAAGGUCACAGGUUACCUGAUUGAGAAGAAAGAGGGCGAAAGAGACAGGUGGACGAAGGUCAACCUCACCAACGUUUCUGACACACACUAUACGGUUACAGAGCUGAACGAGGGUGUGGUUUAUGAAUUCAGAGUCGCGGCGAAAAAUGCAGCUGGAUCGGUCAGCGAUCCGUCCGUCACUGCCGGCCCGGCGAUGUGUGUGGACACGGACGAUUAGAUUUGGGAGGUUUUAUAUAUUUUGUUGAAAUAGUUGAUUUGUGUUAAUUGUCAGAGGCUGUUCUUGUAUUGUCGUGAAAGUGGUUGAAGUCGUUAAAAUUACAGUUGGUUUUUCUUUAAAAGUUGAGAUAAAAAAAAUAAUAAUUAGUGUGGUUACUGAAAUAGCUAUAUUUUUUGAUUGGUAGAAGAUAUUUCUGUUUUGAUAGCUGAUUUUAAAUAGCAGAGAAGAUUUGAUGUGCUCCUAUUAUUGUCUGACUUGUUGUGGUCAAAAUAGUUGAUUUGUGUGUGAAAUCACAGUGUUUUUACAGUGGAUAAAAUGUUGGACGUUG